Messenger RNA from Cinara cedri, 401 nucleotides. NCBI's taxonomy places the organism in Eukaryota, Metazoa, Arthropoda, Insecta, Hemiptera, Aphididae. The record is from the annotation of a GenBank genome assembly.
ACAAACACAGCGUUAACCGUUGGGUACAUAAACUUUUGGCCAGCAACAAAUCGAUAGCCGAGAUGAAGCUUCGAAACGACUUCAUGUACCACCUGGUUACGUCCGUUCAGGAGGGUGAGCUCCGAGCGCCGUUCAAUCAGUACCCGCCGUCAGCGCCGUUAAGUAAUCUCACAUACCUGUUGACGGGCAACGCACCAAGCGCAGGAAAGGACGGAAAUAAAGGCGGUGGCUCGUGGGAAUGUGACUUGUCCAGCGAGGAUACGGAUAAGCCAAUGUUGUACAGACAAUCUCCGGACGGCGGAGCUUUUCUAGCAGCGCAGCCCGUGCCUAAGUGCGGUGCGUUCUGUUACUUGGCCGUGGUCAGCAAGCCUCCGGCCAAAGACGACAAACCCAAACUAUAG